GAUAGUUUGACAGCCCUGCCACUGAGAGAGCAUAAUGACGUGGUGAACUCUGUGUGAAAAAGAACAAUAAAUUGCCGACAAAUCUCUAGUGUAAUUAAAUUAGUUACCGCAUAGAAACAUACUAAGUUGCAGAAUUGAUCCCAGAAGUCCUGAAGCAUCGGCUAGCAGGCUCUGCAAGUAGAAAUCUCAACACACUGACAGUCGCAAGAGCCCUGCAACAAGGAGGAAGAAGAAGAAGAAGGCGAAGGCGACGUCGGGCGGUGUAGAAUAUGAAUUAGAGAAUAAUUAGCGAUUGUAGCACUCCUCGUUUGCAAGUUGGCCUGUUUUGUGUUUUGUUAGCCCCUUUCCGACUGACCCUGCCCCCAAAAAGAACCCAACCGCCGAAUCGAUACACGUGUGCAGCGGACACGGCGACCGCGUCAAAGUCAACAAAAAAAGAAAAAUCUAAAGUCGAGGGCCGGAGAUUAAUGAGAGCCUAACGAUAACCAUGAUGAACGAGGACAGCAGUGCUGCCGGCGGCGGCGGCGUUAAGAAGUUUUUCCAGCGCCUCUCACAGACUUACCAAUCCACCUUGGACCGGAGCACACCGCACACGCGGAUGCGCUGGGUAUUCGCCGGUUUUCUGCUCCUGCUCUUCGUGCUGCGCAUCUUCAUCUACCAGGGCUGGUACAUCGUGUGCUAUGCACUGGGCAUCUACCACCUAAACUUAUUCAUCGCCUUUCUGACGCCAAAAAUCGACCCAGAGUUCGAUCCCUAUUCGCAGGACGACGAGGACGAGGGUCCCAAUCUGCCGACGCGCAGCAACGAGGAGUUUCGCCCAUUCAUCCGCCGCCUGCCGGAGUUUAAAUUUUGGCUCUCGGUGGCAAAGAGUACGCUUAUUGGACUUAUUUGCACAUUCUUCGACUUCUUCAACGUGCCAGUGUUUUGGCCCAUCCUGGUCAUGUACUUUAUCACGCUGUUCUGCAUCACGAUGAAGCGCCAAAUCAAGCAUAUGAUCAAGUACAAGUAUUUGCCCUUUACGCGCAACAAGCCGCGCUACCAGAGGGUCAACGACCUGGCGGGAGCCGGACCCGGUUCAGUGGCGGGCAAUUCAAAGUGACAAUUAGCCGCACAGACGUCGGACCUUCGGGCGCCGGCAGCGGAGAGCGGGCAACCCUUCGAGCCUCCCUUCUGCAGCUACAGUGCCACCAUCAACAACCAGCGACAGCGAAGCGACCAAGGAUUUGGGGUCGCCAACAGUGGGAGGAUCAACAGCAUCGUCCAUCAAACCACCGCAGAUCAUUGCCAUUGAGGACUAUUAGAGAAAGCUACCAAAAGCAGCCCGGAUCGGGAUUCAGAAGCAUAACAUCAACCAGAACCAAGCUUAUAUUAUGAUUUUCCUUUUCGGUUUGUGUAGCAUUUUCAUUUCACUGUUGAGUUGUCGUACGGCGUCUUGUGCAAAUACCUUGUUUAUUGUUUAAUAUAAAUGCUUGUUUAAAUUUAUAUUUAUUUACAACGCUUUCCAGCUAUUGUGAAUCCCCAACGAUACCGAAACACAGCAGACCAGCUCUAAUUUAAUUACUUUCCUAAUCCUAACAAUAAUUUAAUGAAUUUUUAUCCAAAAAGUAGAAUUACUGUAUUCGACAAAAAAUAUUUUUGAUUAUCAUGCUUAGAUGCUAAAACAAUGUAUGACUAAAUAUAUAUAAAAACAUAUAUAUAUUUUGCAUUACAAUUAUACACUUUUUGUUAGCGUUAACUAUACAAAAUGUUAAAAAGGCGGAAUGAAAACUGAAACUAUAGGAAGUUUACACUGGGUGCGUCUUAUGAAUAAAGAAAGACACAAAAAACCAAAAA
Messenger RNA from Drosophila ficusphila, 1833 nucleotides. RefSeq names its product protein RER1. Gene Ontology annotation, biological process: retrograde vesicle-mediated transport, Golgi to endoplasmic reticulum; protein retention in ER lumen. NCBI's taxonomy places the organism in Eukaryota, Metazoa, Arthropoda, Insecta, Diptera, Drosophilidae. Gene Ontology annotation, cellular component: Golgi membrane. The transcript is spliced from 2 exons. The record is from RefSeq and is a predicted model, not a curated record. Bases 488 to 1099 code for a protein of 203 amino acids.